Periconia digitata is the source of this 516-nucleotide messenger RNA. Lineage: Eukaryota; Fungi; Ascomycota; Dothideomycetes; Pleosporales; Periconiaceae. The record is from the annotation of a GenBank genome assembly.
CCAGAUCAUUCAAUCCUCUUCUGUUUAUCAAUUUACACAGAAACACGCAAUCAUGCCGUCCUUCAAAACGAACUCAUCACUACCAAUCAUCAUCCACCUCCCAGGCGAAAACCCCGCGGAAACAAGCCUGCAGAACCUUCUUAUCGGCAUUACCACCGUUAUUCUCGCUGUAGCGUCUUUGACUGUCGCGAUCCUUCAGUUACUUCGAAGGACAAGGGAAUGAGAACAUUACUCAGAACGACUUCUUAUUCUCGACGUUCAAGAUCGUCUAUUCUCACCCCAAUAGUCAUGAAAGAGCAUCACCCACACCACCCAACAAGGCGGAGACUCAAGCAUUAUGAUUUAGCCGCUAAAUCACGACUCAACGCUCCGUGCACAUCUCGUCAAAAUAAUCAAGUGCAUGAAAGAGAAAGAGCAGAUCUAAAGCGAACCAUGAUGGCUGGUGUACACGUAGGAAGAGAGAACGGGAGUGAAUCAGCCAGUGUGUACAUGGACCAAAGUAUUGAUGGCUGGACA